This is a messenger RNA of Phyllotreta striolata, 1342 nucleotides long. NCBI's taxonomy places the organism in Eukaryota, Metazoa, Arthropoda, Insecta, Coleoptera, Chrysomelidae. The record is from the annotation of a GenBank genome assembly.
GUGCAUUGAACAGGCAAGUACAAGGCGUUGAUUUUCGAAAUUAGUUUCUGUGUGUAAAUAGUACCACAACUGUAAUUGUUCCCUGAGAAUAAUGGAGUCGAAGGCCAAUGUCGUGUGUUAUUAUGGAAGUUGGGCUUACUACAGACGAGGCAAUGGAAAGUUCGCUCCAGCUAAUAUCAAUCCAAAAUUGUGCACCCAUUUAAUCUACAGUUUCCUCGGUGUUCAAUCGGACGGUAGGAUUUACCAUCUGGACGAAAGGUUAGACGUUGAAGAAAAGAACCUGAAAAAUUGCGUGGAUCUCAAACGGUCGAACAGAAACCUCAAGGUUUUGGUCGCCGUGGGCGGUUGGAAUAAUUCCAAGAACUUCGGCGCUGUAGCAGCCUCUUCAGCGGCCAGAGCUAGAUUCGUGAGAACUUCUUUGGAGCUCUUAGAUAAGUUCGGUCUGGACGGGCUGGAUAUCGACUGGGAAUAUCCCACUCAACGCGAGGGAUCCUCUCCGGACGAUUAUCGAAACUUCAUUACUCUUCUGAAAGAACUCAAUGGUGCAUUAAAACCGAGAGGAUUAUUGUUGACUGUAGCUGUGUCUGCUUCACCCUCGAUUGUAAACACUUCGUAUGACGUGCCCAAGCUAUCGAAGUACGUGGAUUUGAUCAACGUAAUGGCUUACGACUUCCACGGCAGUUGGAAUGAUGUUACAGGACACAACGCUCCUUUGUAUCCCUCAUCUAGAGAAACUGGCGCCCAAAGAGAACUCAACGUCAACGCUGCCAUCUCCAACUGGAUCGCCCGGGGCGCCGCUCCGGGGAAAUUGGUACUCGGAAUUCCAACCUACGGAAGAACCUUCAGGCUCUCCUCCCGGAGAAACGCGAGUUUGGGCGCCCCGGCUUCGGGGCCCGGAGACCGAGGCAAAUACACAGGCGAGAGCGGAAACCUUGGAUAUAACGAGAUUGUAGAAUUGAAGAAAGAAGGCGGUUGGACUUACGUCUGGGAUGACGAGCAAAAAGUACCUCACUUGUACAAAGAGGACCAAUGGGUUGGUUUCGACGAUUCCAGAUCAGUUGUUGAAAAGGUUCGAUAUGCUCAGAGAGGAGGAUUGGCAGGUAUAAUGGUAUGGGCAAUAGAUACAGAUGAUUUUCUCGGAGUAUCUGGAACUGAAUUCCCUCUAUUAAAAAGUAUUGUAACCAGCUUGCGCAGCUUUAGAACUUAAUGGUGGAAAAUUGGAAGGGCCAAUUACAGACAAUUGCGAGCAAAUGGACUUUGAAACUUUACCUAUAUACUCCUCUGCUAUAUUAUACAUAUUAUUCUAAAAAUGUAAUAAUAAAACUAAUAUUAAACUAGCCAA